AUGUCCGCUUGUGCAUCGUCAUCAUCGAUGUAUGUUACUAAGAAAAAAGCAAGGCGUGGAUCGAGAAAAAUAUCGUUUACAAAUGAUGAUCCUAAUUAUGAAGAUUUUUCACUUGUUUGGCUUGAUGAAAAGAGAGAACAAAAUGAAAUUCAAUGUCAAUUACGUUGCAUUAUCAAUUACUUAAAAUUAUUUCAUAAUAUCGAACAAUGUGUCAAAUAUGUGAAUUCUGUUACAUCAGAAAAAAUAUUUUUAAUCAUAUCGGAUACAUUGUCAAAAACUGUUAUUCCUCGUGUUCAUGAUCAUUCUCAACUCGAACAUAUCUACAUAUAUUGUCAUCGUCGUAUGUCUCAUGAAUCAUCUAUUCAAACCUAUGCAAAACUUAGUGGUAUUUUUAUGGAUAAUAGUUCCUUAAUGAUAAAAUUGAAAGAAGACUAUCAAGUAUCAUCUCAUAAUUUAUGUUCAACAAGCGUGUUAACACCAGAAAAAUCGAUGAAUAAUUUCAAUAUGAACAGUUCAACUGUUAAUUGGUUUCCAUUAUUAAUUGAAACAGUCAUUCGUACACCUCAAUCUGACUCUAUCAAAAAGUAUUUAUUAAGUAAAUGUGAACUCGACUAUAUCGAUAAUGAAUUAGAACAAAAAUCUAUUGAAAAUUUUCGUCAAAAUUAUAAGCCAACUGAUGUUAUAUCAUGGUAUAAACGUGAUUGUUUCAUCUAUCGUUUACUAAAUAAAGCAUUUCGUUCCGAAGAUAUUAUUACAUUAUUUAAAUUUAGAUUUUUUUUAGCUGAUAUGCAUCAUCAAUUAGAAAAACUUCAUUUAAAUUAUAUUGAUCAAUUAUCUAACGAACAAAAACAAUGGAUAUUUUAUCGUGGACAAGGUAUAAGUAGUGAAGAAUUGAAUAAAAUAAAAAUCAAUGUUCAUAAAUUAAUUUCGAUAAAUACCUUUUUUUUAACAACAACAAAUUUGCAAACAUCUAUUACAUUUGCUAAAAAUAGUGAACGAAAUUCAUUUGUUGAAUCAAUUGUUUUCGAAGUAGUUGUAAAUCGUUCGGUUGCAAAAUCGACCAAACCAUUUGCUGCGAUCAACGAAGAUAACGAUCAAAGCGAAAUUCUCUUCUCGCCGGGUACUAUUUUUCAAAAUGAAUCUAUUGAACAAUAUGAUGACGUUUGGCAUGUUAAAUUAAGAUUGAUAGAUGAAAAACAAACAAAAGAAAUGAAUCAAAUUAACGAAUUAUUGAAACGUGAAAGUGAUUAUGCAUCACCAUUAACAUCGGUGGGUUAUUUUCUGUGGAAAAUUGGUAAUUAUGAUAAAGCUGAACAUAUCUUUGAUAUUCUAUUUGAAGAAUUACGCUCAUUCGAUCAUGAUCAAAUUUCUUCGAUCUACAAUGAUAUCGGACUUUUGUAUAGUGAUCAUGGUUACUAUAGCGACGCAUUGAACUAUUAUGAGAAAUCACUUAAAUAUGCAAGGAAAAAUCGUUCAUCAAAUACUGCUUACAUUGGUACAAUAUUGAACAAUAUUGGAUUAAUUUUUGCCAAUAAGAAAAAAUAUCUAGAAGCAUUGAAAUAUUAUAAAGAAGCCUUACAAAUGCGACUUGAAAAUAAUGAACCGAAACCAACAGAUAUUGCUGAUAUUGCUACAAGCCAUGCAAAUAUCGGAUGUGUAUAUGCCGAUAUGCGUUUAUUUUCACAAUCGUUAAUUAAUCUUGAAAAAGCUUUAGAUAUUCGACUAAAACAAUUACCAGUUGGUCAUCCACAUAUUGGACAAUCUUAUAAUUAUAUUGGAUAUGUUUAUUUUCUUCAAGGUUACUAUAAGAAAGCAUUAAAAACAUAUCAUAUAGCACUCGAUAUCAAUCUUGCGUCGCUUGCUGCCAAUCAUUUUGAUCUAUUAAAAACAUACAAGAACAUUGGUGCAGUUUAUUUUGGUGAACAAAAGUAUCCAUUAGCUAUAGAAUAUUAUGAGAAAGCAAUUGAAAUUGGUGUCACAUCAUUGCCAAGUGAUCAUCCAAUUUUUGUACAAAUGUUUCAAAGUAUGGCAUGCGUCUAUAAGUCAAUGAAAGAUCAUUCUAUGUCACUUAAAUAUUUUCGAAAAACUUUAGAAAUCGAAAAGAAUCGUUCAAAACCAAAUCAUGCAUUACUUUUUGAAAUUUAUACUUCUGUCGGAACUAGUUAUGAAUCUAUGGGUAAGAAUUCCAUGGCACUCAAUCAUUAUAAAGCUGGUCUUAAGCAUGGUUACAAAAUGAAAAAUCCAAAUUAUUCGCGUAUGCAUACUAUUCAAAGCGCCAUUCGUAGAUGUGUUAACCGAGUAGAACAAUUGACGACUAGAAAUAACAAGAAACGAUAA
Rotaria sp. Silwood2 is the source of this 2337-nucleotide messenger RNA. Lineage: Eukaryota; Metazoa; Rotifera; Eurotatoria; Philodinida; Philodinidae. The record is from the annotation of a GenBank genome assembly.